GGAAGUCAGAUUUAAACAAUUUGUGUUUACCCUUUUCCCACGGCGGAGGCGGUAAAUAACUUUAUUAUUUCGUCAUGCAAACAUCACACAACGCAUUUCAACACGAUAAAGCAUACGAACGUCACCAUAGUGACGUGAGCGUGUCGGUAUUACAUUUGUUUGAGGCAAUUUUAUACAAAAAAAAAAAUUGUAGGAGCUAAUCCGGUUAGCAUUGUUUGAAUGAGCUUCCGUUAGCAUGUAGCUAACAAAGUACUUUUAUUUUUUUUCCCCAAAUCCACUCCGUGUUUUGUGAGCGUCCAGCGGCGUGUCCGUGUCUGUGGGCGGUGAUUCACAAACCUUAUUUGUUCCUACUACUUUGAGCGCCAUCUUGUUUGGAACUUCUCCCCACGGCGCCAGUUUCCACUCGGAGGGGUGUCGUGUUACCCCGCCGCUCCUGCCUGCUCUGCGCGGGGAUUCUUCUGCCGCACUUCCUCCCCCCACGGACGUGUGCCUGCCACGUUGUUUCCACCCGGGACUUUUCACCACGAGGGGAGCAGAGAUGAGCAUCGAGACGCUUCUGGAAGCCGCCAAGUUUCUGGAACUGCAAGCCCAGCAGCAGCGAGCAGAGGAUGAACUGAAAGGAAAACUGCGCCUGGAUCAGCUGAGCGAGCAAAAGUGUGUCCAUUUGAACAACUACACCUCCGUGGGCUACAUCAACAAUGUUGUUAAAACAGAGGUACUGGACUCUGAGCGGCCCCCGGCCCCUUUGCCGCCGCCUCCCCCCUUCAUGCCCGUCGCAAUCAUUCCCUUCCCGCUGGUCACACCCAAAACGGAGGACUCGCCCCCCCGCCCCGUCACCCACUGGCCUCUUCCGCCCGCGGUCUCCCCCAAGAAGGAACCUCUUUCUCCUCAGGAAAUAGUCUCGCCGCCUUCUCCGCCGUCCAGAGCCGACGACGUGAGCCACCAGGAGCCGGCAGAGAAGCAGGCCAGUAACACUAAUGUCCAUCAGCACCCCGGCCCCAUGGUCUCGGCCCCGCAGCAGCCCACUGGAACCCCCCGGACACUAACGCCGCCCUCGCGGGGCAACAGCCCCACCAGCCGGGGGAGUCCUACUGAUGACGGCCGCCUGCUCGACCUCAAGAGACGGCCCGGCGGGGCGGGCACCAGAGAAGUGCAUAACAAGCUGGAGAAAAACAGACGAGCCCACCUGAAGGAGUGUUUCGAGACGCUCAAGAAGAACAUCCCCAACAUUGACGAGAAGAAAACUUCUAAUCUGAGCGUGCUGAGAAGUGCUCUGAGAUACAUCCAGACGUUGAAGCGCAAGGAGAAAGAGUACGAGCACGACAUGGAGCGCCUGGCCCGGGAGAAGAUAGCCACGCAGCAGCGACUGGAGGAGCUGAAAAACGAGCUGAACCAGUGGAUGGAUGUGGUGGAGAUCGACCGCGUGCUCCGGCAGACGGUGCAGCCUGAGGAGGACCAGGCCUCCACCUCCACCGCCUCAGAAGGUGAAGACGUCAUGGAUGACGAAGAUGACGACGACGACGACGACGUUCCCGUAAGCCAACAGACGGCCUCGCCCGGCGCUCCCCAAGUCCAUCCAGCCGAGCUACACAAGACACCCACCCCCGUCCAGACCCUGACUCUGCCCCCGUGCGCCCCCUCCUUCAUCGGCCAGCACAUCUCCAUCCAGCACAAGCUUCCUUUGCAGCCGACAUCCAGUCCACAGAUGCCAUCCAAGCCUUUAGCUCCGCCCAUGACCACCACGUGCAGCGUUCUCUCCGCCCCCAUCCCCGCCCAGCCCAGCUUGCACCCCACAGUCAUCGCCCACGCGUCCGUUUCCCACCCGUCGGUCAUCCAAGCGGUCAACCACGUCAUCCAGACGGCGGGAACCAAACACAUAGCCCACCUGGCGCCCUCAACUGCCGCCGGCUCCGUGCAGUUGGCGCCCGGCCAGCCGCCCAUCAGCCACAUCACCGUGCACCCGGUGGCCCACCUGGGUCAGCACCUGCCCGCCCUCUACCCGCAGCCCGUGGCCGUCACUCAGCCCGCCUUGAUCAGCCACAUCACGCACACGCUCGGACACGUCAACGGCGCCGCCGCCGGCCAGCCCACCGCCAUCAUGGCCAAACAGACGAUGGUGGCGCACCACCCGCAGCUGGUGGGUCAGACUGUUCUCAACCCCGUCACCAUGGUGACCAUGCCCUCCUUCCCCAUCAGCACCCUAAAGCUAGCCUGAGCAAGCGCCCUUUAAAAAGCGGGAAGACAACCAGGCUGCGUGUGAAGAUCCACACAACGAGCUUGCACACACACACACACACACACACACACACACACACACUAUUGUGCAGCAGUGAUGUUUACUGGCUAAUCCAGAGAAAAUGUGCAAACGGUUGUGGAAGGUGGACUACCCACUGGCACAUUUCUACCAGCCCACAAGCAGCACAUUGACAACGUGAGAUGGAAGCUCCGCCCCCUUCCUCUAGCAGCCAGGCUGGUGUGCAACAUCCAAACUGUGGACCGGUGCACUGGAGCGGAGUCCUAAAGGGCACACAUGCUACAGGAGCGCUCCCUGCUGUUCCCUCAUGGUAUAAGGCCUACACCGGAAGACACAAUGUUGGUAUUGAAAUAUAGCAUCGUCACAGAUGUUGAUAAACAUUCACCAGCCACAUGUAUGACGCAAAAAUGCCUUUACAAAAAUAGCAAAUGCUUAAUUUGAAGAAUUUUUUUUUGCACGCCAAAAAAAAAAUCCAAAGUGAGCAUUGUUAUUUGAACUAUUCAACAAUGAAGAUGAAUGUGGCGAGUGAGUAAAGCGUGACAUCUUUUUAAAUGUAAAACAAUUUGACCGUUUUCACUACAACUAACAGACUUUGUUGGCAUUUCAUAUCAUUUGUCUUUUAAAAGCCUACUGAAAUGAGAUUUUUUUUAUUUAAACGGGGAUAACAGCUCCAUUCUAUGUGUCUUACUUGAUCAUUUGGCGAUAUUGCUAUACAUUUGCUGAAAGGAUUUAGUAGAGAACAUCGACGAUAAAGUUCGCAACUUUUGGUCGCUAAUAAAAAAGCCUUGCCUUUACCGGAAGUAGCAGACGAUGUGCGCGUGACGUCACGGUUUGUGGAGCUCCUCACAUCUUCACAUUGUUUACAAUCAUGGCCACCAGCAGCGAGAGCGAUUCGGACCAAAAAAGCAACGAUUUCCCUAUUAAUUUCAGCAAGGAUGAAAGAUUCGUGGAUCAGGAAAGUGAGAGUGGAGGACUAGAAAAAAAAAAAAAGACGAGGGCAGUGGGAACAAUUCAGAUGUUAUUAGACACAUUUACUAAGAUAAUUCUGGAAAAUCCCUUAUCUGCUUAUUGUGUUUUAGUUACAUUAUAUAGUCGUACCUGAAAGUCGGAGGGGUGUGGUGACCACCAGUGUCUCCGAAGGAAGCCACAUUUCUCGGCGAGGCAAGGCAGCCGGGCUGAGAUUUUUUUGAUUUUUUUCCCUCCACAAAGUAAGCAUCCGACAGUCUGUGGCGGCUGGUGGGAGGAGGCAAGAGAGUCCACAGCUGCAGGAGGAACGACGCAAACUCUCUGCUCAUGUCUACGGUAAGAGCCGAAUGUAAACAAGGAAACACCGGCUGUGUUUGCGUUGUUAAAGGCUGCUGCAAUUCACCGCUUCCCUCCUUGACGUCUCCAUUAUUGAUUGAACAAAAUUGCAAAAGACUCAGCAACACAGAUGUCCAGAAUACUGUGUAGUUAUGCGAUCGUUGCAGGAUCAAAAUGUCCACUACAAUCCGUGAUGCCACGCGCACACGUCAUCAUACUGCGCAAAAUUUAAAAUUGCAAUUUAGUAAACUAACCCGGCCGUAUUGGCAUGUGUUGCAAUGUUAAUAUUUCAUCAUUGAUAUAUAAACUAUCAGACAGCGUGGUCGCUAGUAGUGGGUUUCAGUAGGCCUUUAAACUGUCACAUUUUUAUUUCCCAUAUUAGCACUGUGAACCUCAAAGAUGAGCAUCCGACCUGUGGUUAUCCUAGCACUUGCUGCUCUCUUCAAUAUUGUGACUUGUGGAGGAGCAGACUUAUCUUUUUUUUUUAUUAUUACAAGUAUAUUAAAGUAUCAUGUAACUUUUUAGUUCUGUCGCUUGUAACUUGUCAUGUCCAGUGUACAUUUUUUCGUGCUGUGUUGUAUGGGGACCAUGAUGUAGGCAGCAGUGCAGACCAUACACUUUAAGACUCACGCCCUCGUAGCACUGUGCUCUGCCCGCGUACGUCUUUCCCUGUUUUGUUGGGAUUCCAGAAAAUAUAAAAAAAAAAAAAAAAAAAAAAAAACACCUUUCUUGCAAGCAAUUCAGUUAGAAAUCAUGUCGGAGCACGAGAAACAUUAAAUGUCUAAAAGGUGUCAGGGGAUUCUGAUGCUCGGAAGACAUUAGCAAUACACGUUUUUUUUCCCUAUGGAGAAAGUUUUACUGUAAAUGGCCUCAAGGCUAAAUUUAGAUUUCACUAUGAUUUAAAAAUUAUAUGGAAAAAAUAAGUUAAUAAAUUUGUUUGCAAAUGUC
Molecule: messenger RNA, 4504 nt
Organism: Nerophis ophidion (straightnose pipefish)
Lineage: Eukaryota; Metazoa; Chordata; Actinopteri; Syngnathiformes; Syngnathidae
Gene: mnta
Product: MAX network transcriptional repressor a
Exons: 6
Coding region: 539-2215 (558 amino acids)
Biological process (GO): regulation of transcription by RNA polymerase II
Molecular function (GO): RNA polymerase II cis-regulatory region sequence-specific DNA binding; protein dimerization activity; DNA-binding transcription factor activity, RNA polymerase II-specific
Source: RefSeq, a predicted model, not a curated record